Messenger RNA from Phytophthora sojae, 1647 nucleotides. RefSeq names its product glycoside hydrolase family 30 glucosylceramidase. Gene Ontology annotation, molecular function: glucosylceramidase activity. The record is from RefSeq and is a predicted model, not a curated record. Lineage: Eukaryota; Oomycota; Peronosporomycetes; Peronosporales; Peronosporaceae. Bases 1 to 1647 code for a protein of 548 amino acids. The transcript has a single exon. Gene Ontology annotation, biological process: glucosylceramide catabolic process.
AUGCACCGCCCGAAGUAUCUGACCUUUGCCGCCGCAGUGGCAGUGGCAUUCGCACCGUACCGUACGCUGGCUGCGUGCUCCAGUUGGUCGUCACUGUACCAGGCGGAGCUGGAAGGCGUCUGCGUCUGCAACGAAACGCAGUGCGAUUCGGUCUCCAACGCUUAUCUGGAGCUCACUGAAGGACAGGUGGGCAUCUACACUACGUCUCAGGCUGGAGCACGACUCGAGUACAAGCAGGACAAGGUUGAUGAGACCCCGGAUGACAGCCCCACCCUCUCCAUCGAUGUCUCGACCCAGUACCAGAGUAUCAUCGGAUUCGGAGCGGCCUUCACGGAUUCAGCGGCCAUCAACGUCUACAAGCUCUCGCCCAAGCUGCAAAAGGUCCUUCUGGACCAGUAUUUCUCGGAAAAGGGGCUGCAGUACACCCUCGGCCGAGUAUCGAUAGGGUCCAACGACUUUUCCACGAGCAUCUACUCGUACAACGAUGUGGAGGGCGACCUUGCCAUGGAAAACUUCUCGAUCGAUGUGGAUAAAGCUCCAAACUCGCACAAAAUUGAGCUCAUUAAGCGCGUACUGAAGAUGACCUCGCGCGAUAUCAAACUCUUUGCGUCCUCGUGGGCGCCCCCCGCGUGGAUGACGAAGGAGAACUCAACUAUUAAUUGCCACAUGAAGGGCGAACCAGGCGACGAGAACUGGAGGGCGUUGGCGCUGUACUAUUCCAAGUUCUUUGAUGCGUACAAGGAGGAAGGGAUCGACUUUUGGGCCAUGACUGUCCAGAACGAGCCCGAGAAGCCCCUGCUCGCGUUUGCCAAGUGGCAGACGCUGCGUAUUACCCCCGAAGAAGAACGAGACUUCAUCAAACUGGACCUUGGGCCGAUGAUGGCCAAGAACCACCCGGAUUUGAAGAUUAUCGCCAAUGACGACCAAAAGCCGAGCAUCCUCACUCGCCUAGCGCCGCUGGAGGACCCCGACUCGCUUCAAUACAUUAGCGGAGUCGCCGUACACUGGUAUCGCAACGUGGACUUCGUGCUGUGGAUGGGUGGACACUUCGACGACCUGCUGGAAUUCCACGACUUGUACCCGGACCUGUUCAUCCUCCCGACUGAAGCGUGUGAAGGAUACAUGCCGAAUCCUUUGGGUACCGGUAAAGGGCCUUCGCUCAGAGACGCCGACAAAAGCUGGAAGCGUGGAGAGAACUACGGCCGCGACAUCAUCGGAGACUUGAACAGCUACGCGGCCGGGUGGACGGACUGGAACAUGGUGCUGGACACCAACGGCGGACCAAACUGGUCCAAGAACUUCGUGGACUCCCCAGUUCUUGUGGACGCCAAGAACGGCGCCGAGUUCUACAAGCAGCCCAUGUUCUACUUUAUGGGGCACUUCUCCAAGUUCAUCCCCGCGGGCUCUCGCCGCGUCAAGCUGUCCCUGUCGGAGGACGCGGACAGCGACUUGAAGUCGUGCGCGUUCGUGACCCCGCAGAACCAGGUUGUCGUGCAAUUCUUGAAUCUCGAGCGCUCAGAGGAGACUGUGAGUGUAGAGCAGCCAGAUGCCAACACCUUCACGGUCACAGUGCCAGCGCACGCCAUGGUGACGGUGGUCCUACCGCCGUCCAAGAGCACCACCGUCCUCAAGCCAACUUCAACGUAA